Messenger RNA from Exophiala oligosperma, 3547 nucleotides. RefSeq lists its product as uncharacterized. Gene Ontology annotation, cellular component: cytosol; nuclear envelope. Gene Ontology annotation, biological process: protein import into nucleus. Gene Ontology annotation, molecular function: small GTPase binding. The coding region runs from base 136 to 3261 and encodes 1041 amino acids. Lineage: Eukaryota; Fungi; Ascomycota; Eurotiomycetes; Chaetothyriales; Herpotrichiellaceae. The record is from RefSeq and is a predicted model, not a curated record. The transcript has a single exon.
UCAGUCUUUGAGGCUCUUGUUCUAAUACAAGUUUGUUUGGCAUCGCAUGACCAGGGGUUCUGAUAUUUUCUAUGUUUUUGAUUCAGGCCUGGAAGCUGCUCAAAUUCCAAUGUCUGAUGAAAGUCGAAUAACAAAAUGCCGUCUUUUGCCAUCGAAGCUGAAGGCGAAGCCAACCCUCUGUCCAGGGGUCUGGUAAUUAACACGCUUCUCAGUGCUCAGAACCAUAAUUUUCAGGCAUUGAAAGUUUCUACACAGCAGCUGUCGAACUGGGAAAGGGCACCUAUGUACUAUACGUUGCUUCAGGAUAUUUAUGCCGAUCUCUCCCUACCCAAAGAUGUCAGAUUUCAAGCAAUUAUCCAGCUUAAGAACGGGAUUGACAAGUACUGGCGAAAGACUGCGACUCAUGCCAUCGACAAGUCUGAAAAGCAACAGAUCAAAACGAGGUCUAUCGAGGCUGGUUUAAGAGAACCGGAGUCAGCCCUGGCACUCCAGAACGCGCUGAUGGUGGCGAAGAUCGUACGGUACGAAUUUCCUCACGACUGGCCCGAUAUCCUUCACGUUAUCCGGCAACACAUCCGAUCUGCUGGUCACGACCGCCUCUACACCUCGAAUGUAUUUAUCCUCACAUUACAAGUCGUCAAGGAACUGGCGUCGGGGAGGCUCCAGCGCACCAAGAAAAGUCUCCAGCAAGAGUCAGACGAACUUGUGAGCGAUCUUCUGACCGUCUACACUUCUUUGGCGUUAGGCUGGCAUUCUGGUAUGGGGAGUAUACAAGCCGACCCCAACAGCUAUUCAGGGCUGAAAAUCUUGAGACGUUUGGUGGUGGUGGGGUUCGAGAGUCCUCAUCGACACGAGGUGGUCAAGCAUGUGUGGGCAGUUCUGCAUGCUGAACAAAAUGCUUUCUGGAAAGAAUUGAAUCUUGACGAAACACCGGAUAUGAAGACUAUGCGUUUGAAACAUCUUUUACAAUUAUCAAAAUUCUAUCUUGAGAUGGCACGCAACCAUCCAGCCUCAUUUGUCUUGCUUGGAUGCACAGAUGUUCUGGAUCAUGCUUGGCUUGUCAUUAACCACAAUGAUGCCAAACCAGCGCUUGAAGGCAAUUUCGACUGGGCGGUGUAUCGUAGCGGAGAUGUCAACGACGAAUCCCCGAUUGAGAAAUUGUCGCUGAAAGCACUGCUCUUAUUUCGCGCUUGCUGCAAAAUGGUUUUUCACCCGGUUCAGACUUUCAAAUAUCAGACACCCCAGGAUAAAGAGGACCGCAAACAGGCUGUGGAUUUCGUCAAGAAUAGCGUGCUGACCGAUGCCUUUGUUAUUCAACUCAUGGAACUUUUGGUUACGCAAUAUUUUGUCCUACGCCCUUCCGAUUUGAGAGACUGGGAGGAAGAUCCUGAUGAGUGGGAGAAGAGAGAGGAGGAGAUUGCUGAUGCAUGGGAGUUCUCCAGCCGUUCAUGCUCCGAAAAACUCUUCUUGGACCUUGUCAUCAAUUUCAAAGAGUUGCUUGUGCCGCGAUUGCUCGACGUUUUCCGACAGUACGCCGUGACCUCAAACACCAAUAUUCUUCUGAAGGACAGCCUGUACUCUGCUAUUGGCAUCUCUGCUGCCUGCUUGGAGGAUGUUCUUGACUUCAACACCUUCCUCCGCACAACUCUCGUCCCCGAAGUGCAAAUAAACCAGCCAAACUAUCGGUUGUUACGGCGGCGGAUUGCAAUAUUACUUGGUCAGUGGGUGCCGAUAAAGCCCGAAACCAUUGACAGAGUCGCUGUCUAUCAGAUAUUUACGCACUUGCUCGCUAGUGGCGAGCAGCUCAACGACCACGUCGUUCGGGUAACCGCUGGACGCCAGCUUCGUCUCGUGUUGGAGCCUUUUGAGUUUAAGUUCGCUGAUUUUCACCCAUACGCCGACCCCCUCCUGAAAAGCUUGAUGUCCUUGAUAGCAGAGACCGAAUUGUCUGAAACAAAGAUGGCAUUACUAGAGACUGUCCGAGUUGCUGUAACAAAGCUUGAAGGCCAGAUAGAGCCGUAUGUUCAGGACAUCAUGUCCAUGCUGCCGCCACUGUGGCUUGGCUCAGGAGACGAGCAUCUGAUGAAACAGGCAAUCUUGAGUAUGAUCACCGCAAUUGUCAACAGUCUUGGGCAAAAGAGUCUAUCAUACCACAAUGCCAUCUUGCCCAUCAUUCACGACUCUGUCCAGCCAGAGUCUGAAGCCAUUGUCUAUCUGUUGGAGGAAGCGCUCGACUUGUGGUCCGCCAUCCUGCAGCAGACUCCUUCUAACCAGGCCUCGCCAGAGUUACUGAAGCUGUCCCACUCUCUACUGCCACUGCUAGAUAUUGGCAGCGAGCUCCUUCGCCAAAUUUUUGAACUCAUCGAAUCAUACACGAUCCUCUCACCUACCACGAUUCUGGCCCCGGAUUUCCUUACGCCACUCCUGACAUCAUCGAAAGCUCUCCUUUCAAUGUUGGCUUCGAGCCGCGCUCGGGAUGCAGCUCUCGCUCCUCAUGUCAUCGAGUACCUGAUUGCUACAGUCUCCGUCGAAGGGUACAGCCAACAUGAUUCCCGCCAGGCUCUCAUGCACAUCCUCGAUUCUAUGCUCAACACGGGCUAUCUCUCAUCCCUCCUUUCUCUGCUCAAAGACGCUCAUGACUAUCACGAGGAUCCUCGUCCCAGCAAACGCCCACCAGACAUCAUCGGGCCAGGCGAGACCACACUGUUCACCGUCCUCUCGCGCGCCGUCAUUCUCUUGCCAGAACAAACAUCCCAGGCCAUCCUCGCGACGAACGUCACCACGGCCUCUUCGCCGACGCCGAUGCAAUGGCUUCUGACCGAAUGGCUCCAGUCCAUCGACAGCAUCGGCGAUAUUUUGCGAAAGAAACUCCAGGUCAUCGCACUGACCAGCCUCCUUGCCGUGUCGGCUCCUCCGGUCUCCACGCUCAUGAUGGAAAACCUGCAGUCCCUGCUCACCAUCUGGACGGACGUUGUCGUCGAGCUGGGACAGGAAGCCGCCGAGGAGAGCCAGGGCGACUACCUGUGGCACAACACGCCCGGAGACGUGCCCGAGUGGCCCGACCACACGCCCGAAGACGGCCGGAAGAGGGUGAUCAGUAACGCUGAUCCCAUCUACGGCGUCAACGUCAGGCACUUCAUCGCCGACGCGCUGCGUGCGACCAUGGACCGGACCGGUGGCCCCCAGGUGUUCGAGCGGGAAUGGUUGUCGAGGAUCGACUCGGUCGUGCUCAAGUCCUUUGUGGAGCUGAAGCUGCUGUAGGCCAUCGUGGUCUGAAAGAUUUGGCCUCUAGAGAUCAUGUGGGGCGGCAUAUGGACUCGUCGUCCUCAGAAAGGUCGAUGAGUAGUGAUGAGUAGCUUCGCAGGUGGACAGGAAAGGCUUUCAGUCAAAAUACUCGAGAACAAUCGUGUCACGGGUGACUCGCAGACCGUGUCUUGAGAAUCUGGGUUACAUAAUUCUAGCGUGAAUGGUCGCCCAAAGACAUCGAGGGCCUUGUCGUAUGAGAUCAAUGAUUUAUUAUCACGGACAAGAUCGAUGCGGACAGUCC